This is a messenger RNA of Colletes gigas, 1239 nucleotides long. Its product is annotated as protein THEM6. The transcript is spliced from 3 exons. Bases 413 to 1009 code for a protein of 198 amino acids. NCBI's taxonomy places the organism in Eukaryota, Metazoa, Arthropoda, Insecta, Hymenoptera, Colletidae. The record is from RefSeq and is a predicted model, not a curated record.
GAAUAUAAGUACAGAAGUAGAAAGAUAUUUUGAUUCGAUAUUUUUUAGAGGGUUCUACAGAAACGGGGUAAAAGAUUUGAUUUCUAGCUCGAAAAGGAUCGUGAAAAAUAAAAAAAAAUUGAUGUGUCGCGGGAAUUGUUAAUACAGGUAAAAUUCCUCAUUGCUUAUGGAACGUCCUAAUACUUUGACCGCUUGUUUUGGAUUCGGCGCACAAAUACCGUGGCACGUUUACGAGGGAACAUUGUAGGAUGAAUAACCGGUUACUACCUCAUAGAGUAAGAAGCGACCUCAUCGCUGUUUGGAAUUUCACGGUGACCGCUCGCAGUCUUCUUCGGUCUGUGUAUACGUGAACGUCGCGUACAACCUGCCCGUUCCCGUUCCACGUCUCGCGUUCUAGAACUACCACAGAACAAUGGUCUGCGCGUGCCUGUUGACGAUCGUCCUUGCCCUUUACAUCCUCUUCGAUGUAAACUAUUUCCUUAGAAUCGGUUUCACCAUUGGCGUGGGCAGACUUCUCCACAAGAAGAAGAAGAUAUUCGACACCACCACGAUCUAUGGAGUGUGCACGACGCAGGACGUGGAUCUGGUCUUCAAACACAUGAACAACGCGCGAUAUCUUCGCGAAUUAGAUUUCGCGCGUUUCCAUUAUUACGAUUCAUCUGGUAUAUUCGCGGCGGUCGCUAAAAGAGGCGGAGGCGCGGUGCAAGGAGCAUCUUCGACGCGAUACAGACGACCAAUACCUAUUUUUAUGCCGUACAAGGUCACCACGAAGCUGGUCUAUUGGGAAGGCAAAAAUUUCUACUUGGAGCACGAGUUCAUCAGCUUGACGGACGGUUUUAUUCGAGCGGUCGGUUUGAGUAAACAAACGGUCACGGGUCUCGAUAUUCCGGUGUCCGAAAUUGUUCUCGAGGUCGAACCUAACGCUCAACGACCCGAGAUCACGAAGGAACUGCAAUUAUGGAUAAAUUCGAUGGAGGAAUCCUCUCAAAAGUAUAAAAAAAAGAAUUGAUAGACGCCGUUUAGCUGUAAUCUUUUUACGUUUCCCGUGUUACGCAAUUUAUUAUUUAUUUUGUUUUAUCUAUACGACCGACGAUUAUUUUAAUCGAUAAAUCGACGGUUCUGAAUUUCUCACGUUCUUUUCGAAUAAACGAUCGAUUAGACUGGUGUAUAGGACCUUGUGUUUUCUAAUCUCUGCCAUCUAUUCUCGCGACGACUAAUAAAAAGUUGGUUGAAAUUGGA